This is a messenger RNA of Lingula anatina, 990 nucleotides long. RefSeq lists its product as uncharacterized. The record is from RefSeq and is a predicted model, not a curated record. NCBI's taxonomy places the organism in Eukaryota, Metazoa, Brachiopoda, Lingulata, Lingulida, Lingulidae. Gene Ontology annotation, cellular component: plasma membrane. Gene Ontology annotation, biological process: protein localization to plasma membrane; integrin-mediated signaling pathway; T cell receptor signaling pathway.
GAAAAACAAGACAAAGAAAACAAAAAGAAAGAAAAGGUAAGUAUCUAUUAACUGAAAUUUAUUUUUGUUGUAUGUGCCUUAGUUAUUUAGAUUCACAACUUUAAACAAAACGGACAGCAUGGUCUUUAAAAAAUCAUAUUUAGAAACUGCUUUUUUGUUGUGUAAAAUAAUAUUGUUAUUCAUUUUUUUCUAACCCGGUUAGACUUAUAUGUCCAGACUAGGUUUGAUGAAGAAUAGAAUCAAGAAAUACAAAGAAGAGGAGAAAGAGCAGAAACGGCAACAUAAAAUACUGAAGGAACUCCAUGCUAGGUUUAAUCUCACUGGCACAGAAACUGUCAUUAACUCUGGUACUGUUAUGGCUGCACAAAAGGGAGACAAAAAGAAUCUGGCUCUUGCUGAAAAUGAUAAGGUGUUUAUUAUUCGCAUGGAAAACAACCCUGCAGGAAAGUGGCUGGCAAAGGAUAUUCACGGAAAAGUGGGAUAUGUGGAUUCUGGCAGUAUUGACAUAGAUACAGAGUCUAUCAGAAAUACCAUGCAGAUGAAUGUGGAUAGUGCUUACAAUCUAAGUAUUGCCAGCAGUACUACCAGUGCCACAGAAAGUUCAGGUGGAUCUGCUGGUGAGGAAUACCAGAAUGUGGAAACAGCAGAGCUGGAACAAGAAGAUUUUUAUGAAGAUACUGGAUAAUUGGACUGAAAACAUAAAAUGUGUGAGAACUUGAUAGCACUGUUGUGCUAUUUCAAAGCUUAAGUUUUCAAUUUGUAGACGAACUUUUUAAAGAUUGAAUAUAUGGUGCUAAGUAUUUCUUUCUUUUUAGAAAGAAAAAUGUGAUGCAGUAUUUUUAGGCUAGUCUGUGGAAUUUAUAAAGAUUUGUUAAGUUUAGAAAAAGGCUUUUUCACGUCAAGGGUUAUACUGAACUGUACCAGUCCACUUUGAGAGAUAGACAACUUCAUAGAUCGCAUUCACAACGAGUUGAGCCAUGGCUUUACAAA